Messenger RNA from Acanthopagrus latus (yellowfin seabream), 1894 nucleotides. RefSeq names its product sodium- and chloride-dependent GABA transporter 2-like. The record is from RefSeq and is a predicted model, not a curated record. Gene Ontology annotation, cellular component: membrane. The transcript has 8 exons. Bases 766 to 1740 code for a protein of 324 amino acids. Lineage: Eukaryota; Metazoa; Chordata; Actinopteri; Spariformes; Sparidae. Gene Ontology annotation, biological process: sodium ion transmembrane transport.
GAAGUGGGCAUAAAGAUAAACAACUUGUCUUGGACAGUGUGUCUACUGAAGUCUAUUACAUGGAUCCACAGAAUACUUGACUCACACAGGCAAUAUACAUCAACACUUAUUAUGUUAGCCUUCAUAGGAUGUAUAAUCAGAACAUAAAUGACUUUACUUAUGGAGAGAACUUAGUGCCAGAGUACAUGAAAGUAAUAUCCUAUAAGUAGACACCUGACUUUGGGGAUAUCAGUUUUUCCUUGUGCGGUCAAUUUAUCAGGAUAGAUGUGUGAUGAAAUACAGCAGCCAUUCACAGCCACAUUCAUCAGUCAAAGCUAACAUUUUCUCUUGUUGAAAAAUCUGAUUGUAAGAGGCAUGGGCAUGAUUUGUGACAUCAGUAAAUGUUUGGAUGUCAAUCCUGGUCCAGUAUUCACAUACAGUACACAAGUGUGAUGUGGAUACUCAAGGCCUCCAGUGCACAUACACUGAGACUGAGAGUGGACUUUACAGUGAAGUAGGAGACAUCUUGUGUGCAUAUUCAGGAAUGUUUAAAUUCCUGCCCGGGCAUCGGGCAGCAAAGGCAGGUUUUACAAUGGGAAGACUUAGGAACAGAUGAACCAAGAAAUCUUUAGUGAUUGUAAAUCAUGUCCAGCCUGGAGAUAGUUUCCACCUAGAACUGAUUAACAGCUGAGGCAGUUGCUCAUUACAUGACACAGAAUUGGGAAUGAAUAUAAAGGCAAAGAAAAUCUGAACACAGUGUAUUUGGUUCAGACAGAGCUUUUGAGGAUGAUGAAUAAAACAUGUGCAACCAAACACAAGCAAGCCCAGGUGGAGGAGAGAGGACACUGGGGCAGUAAGGUGGAGUUUCUCCUGGCCGUAGGUGGAAAUGUCAUCGGUCUGGGCAACGUGUGGAGGUUCCCUUACCUCUGCUACAAAAAUGGAGGGGGUGCGUUCCUGGUGCCCUAUCUGGUAUUUAUGGUGACCUGCGGCGUUCCCCUGUUCCUGCUGGAGACCACUGUGGGUCAGUUCACCCAGGAGGGCAGCAUAACCUGCUGGAGGAAGCUAUGCCCGCUGGCAGAAGGUGUUGGCUAUGGUGGACAGUUAAUCCUCCUCUACAGCUGUAUGACCUACAUCAUCAUUCUGUCCUGGGCUCUGCUCUACCUGGUGUUCUCCUUCAGCCCCCAGCUCCCCUGGGCCACCUGCAACAACUACUGGAACACAGAUGACUGUCUAGACUUUUCCACAAUCAAUACGACUGCUCAACUGACCAAUCAGACUCUCACAACAUCUGCUGCCACAGAAUUCUGGGAACGACGAGUGCUGGCUAUCUCAGGGGGGAUCGAGGAGAUAGGCAGCAUCAGGUGGGAGAUACUGUUGUGCGUAAUUGUUAUGUGGAUCACCUGCUACUUUUGUAUCUGGAAAGGGGUCAAGUCUACUGGAAAGGGAGGCAUGUAUACGUUCCAGUUGUUUGACUACUACGCUUGUAACGGAGCCUGCAUCCUUUUUAUGAGUGUGUUUGAAUCCCUGGCACUGGCAUGGCUUUUUGGGGCCGAGCGGUUGCAUGGCAUCAUAAAGGACAUGACAGGUGUGCGUGUCAACCCGUUCUUUAAAAUCUGCUGGCUUUACCUCACUCCUCUGGUCUCACUGCGUCUCCAUCACCUGUGCCAGCCUGACCCCUCCUGCACGCUGCCCCAAAAGGGAGAAACUGAGCUGCAGCACAUCAUCGGGGAAGAUCAGCAACAACAGCUGGCUGUCAGUUGAUAUGAAGCGUAAAUUGAUCCCGAACAGCUCGUUUAAUGUGUUCAACAACCGAGAUCUUGUACUGAGCUGGCUGGUUACUGGUGAUACAGCUUUCUUCUGUAUCUACAGUUUAAAUGUCAAAGAGAAGCAAGACUUGUUUUAUUCAUUUUAGUUA